GGAGGAUUGCAGGGGAGAAGGAAGCUGCUGUGAUUGGCUAUUUCUUGCAUCUGAGUGUUGCUUUUUGAGGCUAUAAAAAGAUGAGAGGAUGGGAAGCAGCAGCAGCCGAGCAGUGACAAGCUGGACAGACAGAUCCAGGGAGACAGACACACGACAGAGAUCUAACAGCAGCAGAGUCUGGGAACCUGAUCUUACUUCAAGGAUGUGCAAGGGACUGGCUGGAGUGACCACUUUCCCUGCUACCUGUCUGAAAAGUGCUAAAGAUAUCAAGCAUCGCUUGGGAUUCCUGCUGCAGAAAGCAGACGGGUGUGAACACAGCCCAGGUGUGAAGAAACCUGGCAGUCAGAGGGUGAGACAAGAGGAAGUUAAAAAAUGGGCUGAAUCUUUGGAGAACCUCAUAAAUAACGAAUGUGGUUUGGCAGCUUUUCGGUCUUUCCUCCAAUCAGAAUACAGUGAGGAAAACAUUGAUUUCUGGACAGCCUGUGAGAAUUACAAAAAAAUCAAGACCCAAGCAAGAUUACCAGAGCAAGCUCAGAAGAUCUAUGAAGACUUUAUCUCAGUGGAGGCCACAAAAGAAGUGAACCUGGACUCAGUCACCCGCGAGGAGACAAGCAAUAAUAUCCUACAACCCACCUAUUCUACCUUUGAUGAGGCCCAGCACAAGAUAUUUAUCUUGAUGGAGAAGGAUUCCUACCGGCGCUUUCUCAAGUCCAAAUUCUACCUUGAUAUUGUAAACUUGAGCAGCAGUGGGGCAAGCACCAAGAAGAUGAAAGGUCUCACUACAGACAGUAACCCCUUCAUCCCGCAGUGUGCUUGAUGUACAAGACACUACUGUGCUCUGUCACAGCUGAGAACUUAGCAUCUAUGUGCUCCUAUUUAUACUGUACGAUGGCUCAGAAGUGGUGUCGAGCCAGCUCCUCAUAUUUAUUACAUAUGUGUGUUGCAUGCAUUUCAUGUCAAUUUGGGGUGAGCUGGAAAAAUCACAUAGACCUGUGUGGUUUGGUACAGGAUUGUGACUCACUGGAGAGCUGGUAACACAGAUUCCACACACCACUCUCAGGCAAUACUUGUAGGUGGCUUUGCACUGAAUAAUUUUAAGUUACCUUUGUUGCACCGUUAUUCCCAAGAAUGGUGCACAUUUUAUUUUGCACUGACGAGACUAGUUUGUCAUCCCGAAAACUAGCCUUUUACAUACUCUUAUAAAAGAGUGCCAAUUAUUUCCCUGUUGCGGAGAAGCUAAGUGCAGCUAGUUUAGUAUACACUGAUGCUACCGUCCAUUUGUAACAGGGGAGUUUUGUACCUCUGCAUUGUCAAGACUACAUGUUUAUUUAGGAAGACUACUGGUUAAGGCAGAAAUUUCAGCUCAUCAGUUGCAGGUUAUUAAGAGAUAAUCACGGAGACAAAGCUCUCUAUGGCUUAACAAUACUGACUUUUUUUUUACAAAUAUAUUGCUGUUCUCUCCUUUAUAACUUAUGUUUGAUAAAGAUAAAAUAAUUGCCAAAGGUUCUUGUUGAUCUAAACCUUGUUUUCUGGACAAUAGAGGGAACUGGAUAUUUAUUGAGGAAAGUGGAAAUAUUUUGUGUUCAAAGGGUGCAAUCCUUUCACUUUCUUUUUGAGCAAGCAUGGGUGUGCCUGAGUACUAUGUAACUUGUGCAUGCUUGUAGUAAAUUGUCUGUGAAACCAAAUAAACAAUGUAAUACAAACCAAAUAUUGUUAUUGUAUAUGGUUAAAUGGAACAGGCACUGUGAGUCACCACCACCACCCAUACUAUCAGCAGAGAUAACGUAAUCAACAAACUGGUUUACUGUACUUAUUCCAUACAUUAGCAAAGCAUGAUAAUAUAUCUAUGAAAAGCGAGUGACACCAAGGAAUGAACUGUUUGUAUCAACCCCUAUGCUCUGCAAUGCUUUGGUAAUUUUCACUUGUAGAUAGGCAGCAUCUCAACUGCUUUUGGCAUACAUACACAGCUUAGUAGUGAUUGUCCUAAACUCACAAUAAAUAUGAAUGCUCUAA
Xenopus laevis (African clawed frog) is the source of this 2013-nucleotide messenger RNA. It is a transcript of the gene rgs4.S, whose product is annotated as regulator of G-protein signaling 4 S homeolog. Bases 89 to 817 code for a protein of 242 amino acids. The record is from RefSeq and is a predicted model, not a curated record. The transcript is spliced from 5 exons. NCBI's taxonomy places the organism in Eukaryota, Metazoa, Chordata, Amphibia, Anura, Pipidae.